AUGUGGUUAUCGUCCGAGCAGCAUUCUCUUGGAGAGUUGGCUAGAAGUAUUCAGCUAGGAGAAUCUUUCGAGCUAGCGAAUGAUCGCCCGGAUGGCUUCCACAGGAGCCUUGGUGCACUUCUUGCAAGAUGUUUGCUUCGAUUCUCAGCAGGGAUGUCUUUGAUGGAUACUUUUGCAGUCAUAGUCACAAGAAGACGAGUGUCGCUUUGUUUCGUGACUUGGAACAUCGCUGCUCUUAUGAUCAUGUUCCUUGUCUCGAUGAUCAUACACACUGGAGCACUGGUCGUUGAUGGAGAAGCUGAUGAUUCGCAUUUAGAAGCCCAUCUUAAACGCCUCAACAAACCUGCAGUGAAAACGAUGAAGACACAACAUGGAGACAUAUUUGAUUGCGUUCCUCUGUACAAGCAACCUGCUUUCGAUCACCCUUUGCUAGCAAAUCACACAAUCCAGAUGAAACCAAGCUUUGUGCCCAACAUGGACGACGAUGCUAAUCAUAUUGGUAGUGAUCCAUUAAUAUCAACUAAGCCUCAAUUAGAGAUUGAAAGCUGCCCACUGGGCACAGUUCCGAUAAGGAGAACUCAGAUUAGCGAUCUCCGUAGAGUUGCAAAGCUCCAAAACUACGGGAAGCGCGAUGAAUCUGAUCAUGAAAGACAAGAACAAGCAGGGGUGAAACUAGAACACGGAGGCCCUUAUCUCGGAGCUAGAGGUAGAAUAAAUGUUUGGGAUAUCGAAGUCAGUGAUGGUGAAUGGAGUCAUAGUGCCAUUGAAAUGUCAGACCGAAAAAGUGACUACAUUGAAGCAGGAUGGCUGGAUGAUGGGUACCAAAAUACAGGCUGCUACAAUUUGCUCUGCCCGGGUUUCAUCCAAGUCAAUCGGAACAUUCCACUUGGUGGCGUAAUCCAACCCACUUCUAGCUACAAUGGGAAACAAUAUGCCUUGAACACAGUAAUUUACAGGGAUCCGAAGGAUAUGAAUUGGUGGUUGGAAAUACAUGGAGAACCGGUGGGGUACUGGCCGAAAGAACUAUUCGGUGGCAGAUUUGUAGGAGCUAUGGACUUGAAGUGGAUCGGGUCGAUCCUGAACACUAUGAGCGGCCACCGCAUGACGACGACAAUGAUGGGAAGUGGGCGGUUCCCGGAGGAAGGAUUUCGUAAGGCAGCCUUCUUCCACACUGUUGAGGUGAUGGAUGAAAGCGGCAAGUAUGAACAGCCCACGAAUCAUGAGUUUUUCCAGACCAAUAAUAAAGGCUGUUAUGAAGUGGAUCCAGUGGGGGAAGAAAUCUUCUUCUAUUUUGGAGGCCCUGGUGGUCGUUAUGCUGGUUGUAAAAGGUAG
Zingiber officinale is the source of this 1332-nucleotide messenger RNA. RefSeq lists its product as uncharacterized. The transcript is spliced from 7 exons. The record is from RefSeq and is a predicted model, not a curated record. Bases 1 to 1332 code for a protein of 443 amino acids. NCBI's taxonomy places the organism in Eukaryota, Viridiplantae, Streptophyta, Magnoliopsida, Zingiberales, Zingiberaceae.